UGCGCGAACAAAGGAAGAUAAGUAGCAUCCGUAGCUCGAAAGUUUACACGUGUAAAAAGCCGCCAAAUCUGGAAAAAAGUGCCAUGUUGGCAAAAGUUUUUUGGGAAUGCUACGUGGAACAAAUCACCUUGUCCGCGAAAGAUCUGCUUGGAAUGCCACGCGGAAUAUGUUUAAGGUUCAAUUGGCCCGGACUCUGACUUGGUAGAAGUUCAUAGAGCUCUCUGCUGGCCCCUGCUGGCUUCAGGACACACACACCAGUUUUUGUGGGUUUCUUAUUGGAGACACGUCAGGGAAUUCUGAGUCUUGGGUUUUCUUCCGCAUUAGCCCAUUUGAUUGGAAACAACACUGUAUUAAACUUUUGCCCUCUUGCUGGUUGGUGUGGAUGUGGUCUCUGUGGCGUCUCUGUUAGAUCUGCUGACUAAUUUAUAGCACUUUCUUUCUUCUCUGGCUAUUGUAACUAAGAUUCAGGAGAUGGAAGAGUCUACUGUGAAAAAUGAAAGGAGAACGAUGGCUCCAGGGAGGAAUAAAAGAAGGUCAAGUUCUUCGCCAUCUGCCGAUUUUGAAGGGAGUAAUUGUGAGCUUGUGAAAAUUGAGCUGGAUGCAGCCUAUACACUGGCAGAGUUUGCUCAGGUGGUUCAAAGGAAUGGUGAAGGACGUUUAGUAAAGCAAUGGGGAAGGAAGGGGAGGAGGAGGAGGAAAUCCUACAAGACUGGUUCAAGGAGUGAUAGGUCAAGUUCACAACUUUCUGUUACAGUUAAGGAAGAGUGCCACCCAGAAGUUGCAGAGAAUCCGUUGGAAAUAUGCUCGACAAAUCAACAAGCAGCCAAGUCUUGCGCUGCUGAGAAGGAAGAAUCGGAUGGUAAAUCCCCAAAUACAUGCCAUUCUGUUCAGCUGAAAAAUGUAAAAUAUGAGCCAAUGUAUGAUAUACCAAAUGUGCAACCUAAAAUAUCAGUUCUUGUAUAUCGGCAUGGGAACAAGCUUAGACAGCCUUUGACUGAGAUUGAGAAAGAAGCUCGAAGACUUCGUAGGGUUCAAGCAAAUAGGGAAUCGGCAAGGAAGACGAUACGCCGAAAGCAGGCCUUACGUGAUGAGCUAAGUCAAAAGGCUGUUCAGCUUGCACAUGAGAAUGAAACUAUAAAGCAGAAAACGGAGCUGUUUAUGCAGGAGUACAACUCUUUAAAAGAUAGAAACAAGCAACUCAAAGAACAGGUUUACACAAUGCAGAUGUCCUCAACUUCAAGGGACCAAGUGCACAAAACUCCAGUGGAUUCUAAAGUAUCACACAUUCAGACUACAGAUUUACCAUCAAAGCAAACACCUAACAAUGAAACGCCUUUGCCCCCAUUUCUUUGGGCAUCUGCCUUUAUACAGGCUUCAAGUGCUACUCAAACAUUAGCUACUGAAAAUAAGCAGCAUGUAAUACCCAUGGAAAAUAAUACACUUCCAACAACAUAUAGAAACAUGAUGCCCAAUUUUUGCACAGACCCUUAUGGAAACAGCCAAUCACAUGUGCCUCCACUCGUCCUCCCUUACAUGCUACCAUUUUCUCUAGGUGUUCAACCUUUUGCAUUACAUGCUAAAAACCCUCCUCCUACUGCAAUAACAGCUUGUGCUUCCUCAGCAUGCGAGAGUGGAUCAGAUACAUAUGUCAGAGCAGAUGGAAAUAAUAUUUUAGUGGAAGCUAAGGCAGAGAGAAUGCCUGAAUCAAGGGAUCUGGAUAGUCCUAAAAAUCAAAUGCUUCAAGGAAGCUCCAUUGACAACCCUUGGCAAAAACCAGACAUAAAGCCUCAAACUCGUAUGUUUGGAACGGCAAUUUCAGUUUUACCAAUCAACAUUUCAUCAAGCUCUAUAACAUUAUCAAAUGAGAAUGAGGUUCAUUAUGGUGGUAUCCCAUAUAAUAAGCAUACAUUAAAUCACUCAGGACAUUGGUCUUCACAAUCAAAAGAACUACCUAAUCCACAAAUUUGUCACAGCCUCCCAAAUAUGGGGAGAAACUUGCCAACUUGUGUGCAAGAAGAUUCCUUAUAUUUGGAAAAAAGACUCAUGGGAGCUGCAGCGGCAUCUGAUGCAAGGAAGAGAAGGAAAGAGCUUACAAGAAGUAAACAUAUUCAAGCUCGGCAACUUAAGUUGCACUGUUGACAACAUGGCAUUUGAAAUUUUGUAGAAAUUUUUAUUCCUUUUUUCUAUAAUUAAUUUUUGGCUCGAUAUUUCAAUUUUAUAGGAUGGAAGAAAUUACUACUGCA
Messenger RNA from Cryptomeria japonica (Japanese cedar), 2243 nucleotides. RefSeq lists its product as uncharacterized. Gene Ontology annotation, cellular component: nucleus. The coding region runs from base 472 to 2139 and encodes 555 amino acids. Gene Ontology annotation, biological process: regulation of DNA-templated transcription. The record is from RefSeq and is a predicted model, not a curated record. Gene Ontology annotation, molecular function: DNA-binding transcription factor activity; sequence-specific DNA binding. Lineage: Eukaryota; Viridiplantae; Streptophyta; Pinopsida; Cupressales; Cupressaceae. The transcript is spliced from 6 exons.